This is a messenger RNA of Rhododendron vialii, 3167 nucleotides long. Its product is annotated as FT-interacting protein 1. The transcript is spliced from 2 exons. Lineage: Eukaryota; Viridiplantae; Streptophyta; Magnoliopsida; Ericales; Ericaceae. The record is from RefSeq and is a predicted model, not a curated record. The coding region runs from base 659 to 3031 and encodes 790 amino acids.
UGAAGUUCAAAUAUAAUGACAAGAUAACCCUUUUGCCAAAAUAAAAUAUAACCCAGAAAGAGGGAAGAAUCUGGGAAAGCCGAAACGCAGAGAAAUUUCGAUGGUCGAAAAGACUACUUUUGUCCUACAGAGUGGGGCAUCGGGCAUCUUGUACUGAAAACUGGUAUUUUUUUGGGAACUAAGCCACUUGUUUGUUCUUCUAUGCUUAACGCGUAUAAACAAAGCAAAUCACUUUUCCUUCUAGACGCUUUCCGGUAGUUAUCGCAAUUCCAUCUUGCCACUUAAAAUCUUCAGCAUCCACUUGUUUUGAUGAUUAAAUAUUAUUGCAGCAACAGAAAAUGGAACGGUACCUGAAGCCUGUGAACGAAUAUGUGUCGGCAUCCUUGUGCCAAGCACUGGGGAGAUAAUUUCAUCCGAGCUUUCUUGACGAAUCCAUUUUUAACAGUCCACAAAAACCAGAAGCCCGUCUUAACCAGCCUCGAAAUUGCAAGAGCAUCGAAGAAAGUGGGCACCGGAGUGAGACUUCAUAAUCACAAAAGAUAAAGGUGCAGAUAAUCUAGCUUCUCAUGUUCCUGCAGUAGCUCAAACUGCAUUUCCACAGAUAGCAGAGUUCUUAGAAAGGAGGCCAAAAACAAGUGCAUAUACCACCCACCCAACCAUGCAUCCACAAGCAACACCAAACCACCAAGAUGACUUCAAACUGAAGGACACCCACCCCAAGCUCGGGGAGCGGUGGCCACAUGGAGGUAUCCGGGGCGGAGGCGGGUGGAUUAGUAGCGACAGGGCGACAAGCACCUAUGAUCUCGUCGAACAGAUGUACUAUCUUUAUGUCAGAGUUGUUAAAGGCAAAGAUCUUCCGGUAAACCCAGUAACCGGAAGCUGCGACCCCUACGUAGAAGUGAAGCUGGGGAACUACAGAGGGAAAACUAAACACUUUGAGAAGAGAACGAAUCCUGAAUGGAACCAGGUUUUCGCCUUCUCAAAAGACAAGAUUCAGUCUUCGGUUCUGGAAGUUUACCUCAGAGACAGGGAGAUGGUGGGGAGAGAUGAUUACGUCGGGAAGGUGGUGUUCGACAUGAACGAGGUGCCUACUAGGGUCCCGCCGGAUAGCCCCCUGGCACCUCAAUGGUAUAGACUAGAGGACCGACAAGGGCAAAGCAAGGUGAGAGGAGACAUCAUGCUUGCAGUUUGGAUGGGUACACAAGCAGAUGAAGCCUUCCCGGAGGCAUGGCAUUCGGACGCCGCUUCAGUCCAAGGAGAAGGCGUUUUCAGCGUCAGAUCGAAGGUUUACGUUUCGCCUAAACUUUGGUACCUCAGAGUCAACGUAAUCGAAGCACAAGACGUGGAAACACCGGACAAAACCCAGCUCCCGCAGGUCUUCGUCAAGGCUCAAGUCGGAAACCAGAUACUGAAAACCAAGUUGUGUCCAACCAGAACAACCAGUCCUUUCUGGAACGAGGAUCUAAUCUUUGUUGCAGCAGAGCCUUUCGAAGAGCAGCUGGUGCUCACGGUUGAAAACAAAGCGAGCCUGUCCAAAGAUGAGCUGGUGGGGAGGGUGAGCUUGCCACUGACCACGUUCGAGAAGCGAUUGGACCACCGACCGGUUCAUUCUCGGUGGUUCAACCUCGAAAGAUUUGGAUUCGGCGCGUUGGAGGGAGACAGGAGGCAUGAGCUCAAGUUUGCAACCAGGAUUCAUCUCAGAGCCUGUCUCGAGGGCGCUUACCAUGUACUAGACGAAUCCACUAUGUACGUAAGUGACACCCGGCCCACUGCUCGGCAGCUGUGGAAGCAGCCCAUAGGAAUCCUUGAAGUAGGCAUCUUGAGCGCGCAGGGACUUCUGCCGAUGAAGACAAAGGACAGAACUACGGACGCUUACUGUGUGGCGAAAUAUGGGUUGAAGUGGGUGAGAACCAGAACUAUUCUCGACAGCUUCAAUCCAAAGUGGAACGAGCAGUACACAUGGGAGGUUUAUGAUCCUUGCACAGUGAUCACUUUGGGAGUUUUCGAUAACCGUCACUUGGGAGGAGCUGAGAGAUCUGCAGCUGCAAAGGACUCGAGAAUCGGAAAGGUAAGAAUCCGGCUUUCAACCUUGGAAACGGAUCGGAUAUACACUCACUCUUACCCACUUAUUGUCCUACAAACGUCCGGACUGAAGAAGAUGGGCGAACUCCAAUUAGCCUUCCGGUUCACUUGCUUGUCUCUGGCAAACAUAAUAUAUCUCUAUGGGCACCCCUUGCUCCCCAAAAUGCACUAUCUCCAUCCUUUCACUGUGAGCCAGUUAGACACUUUGAGGUAUCAGGCGAUGAUCAUUGUGGGGGCGAGGCUUGGCCGAGCAGAGCCUCCUCUGACGAAAGAAGUUGUGGAAUACAUGUUGGAUGUGGAUUCUCACAUGUGGAGCAUGAGAAGAAGCAAGGCCAACUUUUUCCGGAUCGUUUCGCUGUUUUCGGGAAUAAUGUCUAUGAGCAGAUGGCUAGGUGAAGUGUCCCAUUGGAAGAAUCCGGUCACUUCAGUUCUAGUCCAUGUCCUACUUUUCAUUUUGAUCUGCUACCCAGAAUUGAUACUCCCGACGGUCUUCCUUUACAUGUUUAUAAUAGGACUGUGGAAUUUUCGGUUCAGGCCAAGACAUCCUCCACAUAUGGAUACUAAACUCUCAUGGGCAGAAGCAGUUCACCCGGACGAACUGGAUGAAGAGUUUGACACGUUCCCCACGUCAAAACAACAAGAUAUAGUGCGGAUGAGGUAUGAUAGGAUUCGAAGCGUUGCUGGAAGGAUUCAGACGGUGGUGGGAGACAUGGCAACACAGGGGGAGAGAUUUCAGUCUCUCCUUAGCUGGAGAGACCCUAGAGCAACCAGUCUGUUCGUAAUUUUGUGCCUUAUCGUGGCAGUGGCGCUCUACGUGACACCGUUUAAGAUCGUGGUUUUGGUCGCGGGUUUGUUUUUUCUACGGCACCCCAGGUUUCGAAGCAAAUUGCCAUCAGUCCCCAGCAACUUCUUCAGGAGAUUGCCGGCUCGAGCUGAUAGCAUGCUUUGAGAGGGUAUAUAACAUAAAAAGCGGUUUCCUUCUUGUUCUGAAUACCGUUUAUAAUUCUGUAUCUUCGAACAUCUAGUCCUUAUUGUAUUCAUCUGGCUUUACUGGUAUUAAUUUCCAGAGUUUGUUUGCACUGUAU